Molecule: messenger RNA, 4733 nt
Organism: Phlebotomus papatasi
Lineage: Eukaryota; Metazoa; Arthropoda; Insecta; Diptera; Psychodidae
Gene: f-cup
Product: leucine-rich repeat-containing protein 40
Exons: 5
Coding region: 139-1980 (613 amino acids)
Molecular function (GO): protein binding
Source: RefSeq, a predicted model, not a curated record
UUAUCUCUUCUUUGUUCAUCCAUACACUUCGCGAGUACACCUUUUCAAAACAAAAAUAUAAAUGCGUAUUUAUUUUUAAAAGUGAAAAAAAAACAAUUUGUAGAAAGUGCUUCUGAGAAUUUAUCCCGCCACAAUUAAAUGGAAAAGAAGUCAGAAAGUGUUCAAAAGGAGAAAAAAUCCCUGAGAUUGAGACAAAUUCGUCCUGUUUUCCACUCAAAGACCAAAAGUGAAGAUGAUGGGGUUCUCAGUAAAGCAUUAAUAAAACAAACGUGGAAAACAGGUGUCCUCAAUUUGUCAGGAAAAGGACUAGCUCAUGUUCCAGAUAACGUGUGGAACAUUCCUGGAUCGAUUAACUUCGAAGAUGACGAAGAAACAAGGUACUGCAUGGACAAAAGAAAGUCCAGCGAAGAUGAAUGGUGGAACAGACAAAAUCUAGUUGAGCUAAAUCUAAGUUCAAAUUCUCUCGUAACAAUAAGUACAAAUAUCCAAAAUCUAGAAGAUCUCUCUGUACUAAAUCUUAGUAACAAUGCCCUGACUCAGCUACCUUCUCAAAUUGGGUAUCUUAGAAAAUUAACCCAUCUCUAUCUGAAUUCUAACAAAUUGGACAGUCUACCUGUAGAAUUUUUCAAGAUGCAAGACCUCCGUGUCCUAGAUCUAUCGCAUAAUAACUUCGAGGAUCUUCAUCCUGAUUUUGUGGAUCUUGUAAUGCUUGAAAAUUUAGAUCUUUCUCACAAUAACUUAAAGUCCAUUCCAAAUGGUAUUGGAUUCUUAGUUCGUCUAACAUCGCUUAAUCUUUCCUUCAACAACCUCGAGGAGCUACCCAGUGAUAUAGUGAAUAUCAGAUCACUCAUCAAACUAAAUAUCAUGAAUAACGAGUUGAAGAACUUACCCGAAUUCAUGGGAGAAUUGAGGAAGUUGGAAUUUCUUUACUCACAAAAUAACCACAUCACCGAAAUACCUAGCCUUGUAGGCUGUAAUGCUUUAAAGGAAAUUCAUCUGGGAAGUAAUUCAAUAACCACAAUAAAUGAUGAAUUUUGCCAGUCUUUGCCUCAAUUGAAAGUGCUCAAUCUGAAGGAUAACAAAUUAACUGAAAUAUCCAAUGAGAUUGUCUUACUACGAAGCCUAUCCUCUCUAGACGUUUCAAACAAUUUACUAGAACAAUUACCAUCAUCCCUGUCAAUGCUAUCGCAUCUAGCCAGUUUGCAAGUUGAAGGCAAUCCUUUGAAAACAAUAAGAAGGGACAUCGUUCAAUGUGGAACUGCAAGAAUACUAAAAUCGCUCAGAAGUGAACGAAUAUCUGAACAAUCAACGGUUAAACUUGCAGAAAUCUGUGAUAAUUUCCCAGAUAAAUACGAAAUGGAACGACAUAGGACACUAAACCUAAGCCUUAAGGAAUUGGUUGAUAUUCCGCAAUCGGUUUUCGAAGACGCAGUCACUGCUAACGUAUCUUGCAUUAACUUGAGCAGAAACAAACUCUCAUCAAUCCCUGAGGCUCUCAAAUCUACGAGUUCAAUAGUAACCGAACUAGAUCUAUCCGUAAACCUGCUUAAAGACCUACCAGAUUUUCUAUCACAAUUCAGUCACAUCCAUUACUUGAAUGUGUCCAACAACCUUAUUGAAGAUUUGCCAGAAUCCUUGGGAUUACUAAUCACUCUUCGAGAGAUCAACAUUGCUAGCAAUAGACUAACAUCCCUACCAAAUUGUCUCUACGAACUGACCAAUCUUGAGAUUCUUCAAGCCAGUGGUAAUCAGAUUGAAGCCAUUGAUGCUACGAAAGAAGGACUGGGAGCUCUCAAGAAACUCGCAACGCUUGAUCUAUCCAACAACAGCAUUGAAAUCCUACCUCCCAUCCUUGGAAAUAUGAAGCAAAUCAAAAAUUUGCAAGUUACUGGAAACAAAUUUCGCCAUCCAAGACACCAAAUCCUAAUGAAAGGAACAUACUCAAUUCUAUCCUACCUAAGGGAUAGGAUAUCUGAGUGAUGAAUCCUUUUUGUGAUUAAUUUUUAAAUAUUUAUCUUUUUUUUCAGGUUUCGUUGAUGUUUUCAAAGUUUAUUUUCAGAGGAUAUCUAUCAGAUUUGGAAAAUCUUAAUUCUAUUUUGUUUUUAUUUAUUUUUGUUGAAAUUUAUGAAAUUAUUUUUCAAAAUUCGUAUACGUUUAUAUUAAAGCUUUAGAAAAAAAUGUAAUAGUGACGCAAAUGAUCUAGUUUAAGUUCACUUUAACUUUUUUGCAAUUACAAAGACAAUAGUCUCUAUUCCGUUGAUAAAGAUAAAUAAAGAUAAUAAUAAUAUAAUUAAUAAUAAUUUCCGUUGAUAAAGAUUGAGGGUAAAAUUUGAAGACAAAAACUUAUAUAAAAUUCGAGUAUUUGACAGCUGUCAUUAGGAUUUCAAAGAGAAAGUAAAGCGUUUCUGUUCAUAAAUCUCUUCAAAUGCCCAAUCUUCACUUUAAAACAAUUUUGAAAAUAGGUUUCAUUUUCUUUUAGUUUCAAUACGAUUUUUUAAACAUUCUGGACUUCAUUCAAUUCAGGUUCCUUUUUGACCAAAUCGUCUUGAAAAACCUGAAAAAUUGUAAAAUAUCCUAGUUCCUAGAAUGUUUUCGUUAAUUUCAACAAUAUUAUUUAUAAGAAGCCAAUUGUUACAAAAAAAUGCUAUGAUAUCAAUUUUUCCGAAAACAAUUUUAAUCCAGCUGGUAGGAAAAUGCACUUUUCGAUUUUUUUUAUAAUCGGUUUUAUGGAUCGUCUUAUUUUUUGGGGCAAAUAUGGACUUUAUUAUAAGGUUUCAUAAAUAAAAGAUCUAUCCAAUUUACGGGUCCCGAUCCCGGUUAAACUCCCCAAAGCCAAAAUCCCAAAUUGGUCACGACUCAAAUUGGUAAAUUACCUCUCACUAUUGAUCCCUACUUGGUCGAAGGAAAGGAAUACUUUCAGUAUUUUGGAAAAUAUUCCACAUUCACAUAUUACACAUUACAUAUUACACAUUCAGGUUUUUGGUUUUCAGGAUUGUGGCCCUUUCGUGAUUUUGAUUUUCGGGAUUAUGCCCUUUUCGUGAUUUUGGCUUUCGAGAUUGUAUUUUUUCAAGAUUGUAGCUCUUUCGGAAUUUUGGCUUCCAGGAUUGUAGCACUUUCGGGAAUGUGGUUCUUUCGGGAUUUUGACUGACAGGAUUGUGAACCUUUCGGGAUUUUGGAUUUCGGGAUUGUAAGUCAUUCAAGAUUGUGGCUCUUUCGAGAUUUUUGUUUUCGAAAUUGUAUUUCUUCCGGAUUUUGGUUUUCAGGGUUGUAGCCCUGUCGAGAUUUUGACUUUCGGGAUUGUGGCUUUUUCGUGAUUUUGGUUUUCGGGAUUGUGGCCAAUUCUGGAUUUUUGUUUUAAAGAUUGUAACUCUUUUGGGAAUGUGGUUCUUUCAGAAUUUUGACUUUCGGGAUUGUGGCCCUUUCGGGAUUUUGAUUUCCGUGAUUGUAGCCCUGUCGAGAUUUUAACUUUCGGGAUUGUGAACCUUUCGGGAUUUUGGUUUCCGGGGUUGUAGCCCUAUUAAAAUUUUGACUUUCGGGAUUCUGACCCUGUCGGGAUUUUCACUUUCGGAAUUCUGACCGUUUCGGGAUUCUGACUUUCGGGAUUGUAACUCAUUCGGAAUUAUGACUCUUUCGAUAUUGUAGCCAAUUCGGGAUUUUGGUUUUGGAGAUUGUAGCUCUUUUCGAAUUUUGGCUUUUAGGAUUGUAGCCCUUUCGGAAAUGUGAUGCUUUCAGGAUUGUCACUUUCGGAAUUGUAGCCCAUUCGUGAUUUUAGCUUUCGGGAUUUUUACUCAUUCAGGAUUGUAGUUUUUUUCGAGAUUUUGGUUUUCGUGUUUUUCGCUUUUUCCGGAUUUUGGUUUUCAGGAUUGUAGCCCUGUCGGGAUUUCGACUUUCGGGAAUGUGGCCCUUUCGUGAUUUUGGUUUUCUGAAUUUUAGCCAAUUGUAGAUUUUGGUUUUAAAGAUUGUAGCUUUUUUCGAAAUUUUUCUUUCAGGACUGUAGCUCUUUGAGACUUUCUGGAUUUUGUUUUUGGAAAUUGUAGCUCUUUUCGAAUUUUGGAUUUUAGGAUUGUAGCCCUUUUGGGAAUGUGGUCCUUUCAGGAUUUUCACUUUCGGAAUUGGAGCCCUUUCGUGAUUUUAGCUUUCGGGAUUGUUACUCUUUCCGAAAUUUGGUUUUUGGGAUUAUGGGCCUUUCGGGAUAUUAACUUUAGGGAUUUCGGUUCUCGGGAUCUCAGCUUUUGCAAUUGUGGCCCAGUCCAGCUUUUUAAGCUUUUUUUUUUGAAUAAAAAAUCCACCUUGUUCGUAUAUUUUUUAUCUUUGUUUAGGGAAUAGAGAUCAUUGUCUUAAGUUUCUUUUGCAAAUUAAGAUAGUUUAGCUUUAGUUGGAAAACUUUAUCAUAAGAAAUACCACAAAUUUUGAAGUUUAAAGAAGCUCUUCGCCAAAGUUUUUUAUUCAUUAGUUGUUUUGUUUACCUGAAUAAUUCUUGUUUUUUAGUGUUUUACUCAAAAAUAAUAUAUUUUCACGGCAAAUAUCAAGUCUAGUCUACUUUAAACCCAAAACUCGAUGGAUUUGUCGAAGAGAGGAGAUUUCUUACAAGAAAAACCCUGUGAUUUCCACUAUUUAACCCCAAUUUCACAUCACUCUGAUAUUUUUUAAUUUAAUUAAUUUUUGUUUUUUGUUUAUUAACCAUUGUAACACUUCUUUUGUAAUAAAUGGGCAAUAAAAUGAAUAAUUAUAAA